Molecule: messenger RNA, 1623 nt
Organism: Balaenoptera acutorostrata (minke whale)
Lineage: Eukaryota; Metazoa; Chordata; Mammalia; Artiodactyla; Balaenopteridae
Product: RAD52 motif-containing protein 1-like
Exons: 3
Coding region: 51-434 (127 amino acids)
Cellular component (GO): nucleolus
Molecular function (GO): RNA binding
Source: RefSeq, a predicted model, not a curated record
CAGGCGCAGUCCGUUAGCGCCCCGAGCCGCGCACUCACGGUAACGGUAAGAUGGUGUCUUUGGUACCUUUUGUGGUUCCCAUCGUGGGUGACAAAACCUUGCUGGUGUGGGAGCUGAGCUCUGGACCCACGGCCGAGGCCUUGCAACAUUCUCUGUUCACAGUCUUCUCCCAGUUUGGCCUUCAGUAUUCGGUCCGAGUCUUCCCAAAUGCAGCAGUGGCCGGUCCUGGGUUCUAUGCCAUCAUCAAAGUUUAUUCAGCAAGGGAUGCCCACAGAGCCCAAAAGGCAUGCGACCAGAAGCAGCUUUUUCAGACAUCUCCAGUGAAGAUACAUCAGAAAUAUAUCUACACGUGGAACUGCUCCUAUAGAACACCCACGCUGGCAGAAGACCUCAGACCUCCCAAAAGGCAAGAUACUCCCCACGUACCUGGGUAGGGCAAAAGAAAAAAGAAAUAACAGAGACGAAAGAAUAGGGACGGGAGCUGCAUCAGUGGGAGGGAGCUGUGAAGGAGGAAAGGUUUCCACACACUGGGAAGCCCCUUCGCAGGCGGAGACUGUGGGUGGCGGAGGGGGGAAGCUUCGGAGCCACGGAGGAGAGCGUAGCCACAGGGGUGCGGAGGGCAAAGCGGAGAGAUUCCUGCACAGAGGAUCGGCGCCGACCAGCACUCACCAGCCCGAGAGGCUUGUCUGCUCACCCGCCGGGGUGGGCGGGGCUGGGAGCUGAGGCUCCGGCUUCGGAGGUCGGAUCGCAGGGAGAGGACUGGGGUUGGCGGCGUGAACACAGCCUGAAGGGGUUAGUGCACCACGGCUAGCCGGGAGGGAGUCCGGGAAAAGGUCUGGAGCUGCCGAACAGGCAAAAGACUUUUUCUUGCCUCUUUGUUUCCUGGUGCGUGAGGAGAGAGGAUUAGGAGCGCCGCUUUAAGGAGCUCCACAGAUGGGCGCGAGCUGCGGCUAUCAGCGCGGACCCCAGAGACGGGCAUGGGACGCUAAGGCUGCCGCUGCAGCCACCAAGAAGCCUGUGUGCAAGCACAGGUCACUCUCCACACCUCCCCUCCCGGGAGCCUGUGCAGCCCGCCACUGCCAGCCCGCCCAAUCAUUGUCUAAAGAUUGAAAUAAACUCUUGUGUAAAUGUUCAGUCCUUUGCCUCCUACAGAAGGGCCUGAGCGGAAAAAGUAAAUGUAGAUCCCUAGAAAGGGGAUUCCCACUGGUACUUGAGUUUUUUCCUAGAAUCCAUGGCACUUGGGCUUAGGGUUUUAAGUCAGAGGCAGGGCUGUUCGCGAAUGGAGUGGAGGAGGCUCUACCAUCCACCUGAGUGGGUGAUGGUUGAGGAGAGGCCAGAUCAUCUGCACUACCACCAAGUCUAUCUCACUGUAUGAAUCCAGCCCUUUACGCACAGGAGAGCAGGGUCUGUAGCAGUGUAGCCUCAGCUUGUCCAUUUGAAAUCUGUGAGUAACAUGAGAUUUGUGCCGCGUUCUUGGUUUGCAUUUCCCAUCGAGUAUUUUAGGAACUUCCAGAACAGAUCUGAGCAGUAAAAGUGUGCCAUGCCAGGGUACACCUACAACAGAGACAUUCAGCUGUACCCCAGUGUUGUGCCUGCCCUUAAUCACCAAGAUAAUGAUCUAAG